Molecule: messenger RNA, 5484 nt
Organism: Entelurus aequoreus (snake pipefish)
Lineage: Eukaryota; Metazoa; Chordata; Actinopteri; Syngnathiformes; Syngnathidae
Product: zinc finger protein 687a-like
Exons: 11
Coding region: 126-3590 (1154 amino acids)
Source: RefSeq, a predicted model, not a curated record
GUAAAAAGUCUCGCUCAGCUUGUUUUUGCUGUGGCGCAUUAUGGUGACGUAAUAUAUGUGUGACCAAGAGGAAAGUCAGGCUUCAACUUCGCUCGCUGGGAGGUUUUCAAAGGGUUUCGCGGGCCAUGGGGGACAUGAAGACUCCAGACUUUGACGACUUGCUGGCAGCGUUUGAUAUCCCUGACAUUGAUGCUAUCCAGUCAAGCCCAGAAGACAACGAGGUGUCUGCUGCUAUUAAUAAUGACAAUAGUAAUAAUGCUGACGAAAGUAAAAGUCGCUCACCUACCUCUCACACUGAUCCCCCUGCUGUCAGUGUUAUUGUGAUGAACACUGUGCGGGCUAGUGAAGAUGAGGAGAGGUCUAACAAUCGAGAUGGAGAACAAGACAACACCACAGAGAUGGAUGACACCUGUUCACAAUACAGUGCUGCACUUAACGGGUCUGCUGCUGCUGCUGGUGCUCAGCUCGGAUCCAAGGCAGCACCAUGGAGUUUAAACGAUAGGGACAAAGGUUAUGAUCUGGAAUCUUCGAAAUUCCCAAGUCCUUCCUCGCCGCCGCCUUUGCAGAAGAAGGAGGAAGCGCAUGUAGUCCAGCAUGCUUCGCCUUUAACACACAAUGGGAACGGGUCAAAGAAGAAUAUGACGGACUUGGAUGAGGAGGACUCGGAACCAGACUUGGGAAGCCCGCUGGUCAUCCACGAAAGCCCAGAAUUUGUCAUGCCGUCGCCUCCGAAAUUGAAGCACGGCGUAAAGCAUCAACUUCGGCUGUGCACCUCCCCGGAAACCCCCUCUAUCACUCCUCCGGAUGCAUCGUCCAGCGCCCCAGACGAGCAGGUGUGGAAGCCUGAGAACUGUCACGUUGCACCAGUGCGACAGGAGAAAUACCCCGAGCACGUCAUCGAAGAGAGGGACUCGCCUGAGAGCCCACCACCUAGCGAGACGGGGCUUGUGUUGCCGAAGAAAAUCAGCAGGCCAGAAUCGGCGCCAAUGGGGAAUACCAAUUCCUGUGAUCACCAGGAGGAGCUUAGUGACCGUGAAAAGACAGCAGGGCAGCGAACUCAAAAUGUGAAUGAGGAAAAUGGUGAGUCGUCGUCUGGCACUGCUAUUGUUGCCAUCGCAGCUCCACCCGAAUUGUUGCCCCUCAAAUUUAAAAUCAAAGUGCCUCAGAGGAACUGCGCAAAGACCACACCUAAAAAGCGAGCUAAUUUGAAGCGUGCGGAUACGUCAAAAUCUUCACCGCAAGCACCCAAUCCAAGAUCUAAAAAGGGGGUUCCUCGUAAAGGUGCCCUCAAAGAAAAAAGCACAGCAGUCCUGAAAUCAAAAGUCCCUCCUGCAGUCACCAAAACGGCACCUCUUCCCCCCAUGUCCAUCUCAUCAACCAUCCCAAGUGGUGUCAGCCUACGCAGCCUGGGUCGCACCACUCUGCAGAGUCCUCCUCAGAGCAGUAGCAGCAGACCGGCCUCUAUUGUAAAUAGCGCCGGGUCCAUCAUAACCAAGAGCCAGACCAACUUGGUGGAAAGCUUCAAUAAAAUUCUCACCAAUAAGAACCUGCUGCCCUGUUAUAAACCGGACCUGAGCUCCCCUCUUCCAGCAGAGUGGGGCCUUCCUCUACCUGCACAGGGUUACCGCUGUUUAGAGUGCGGCGACGCCUUUGCCCUGGAGCAGAGUCUGUCCCGGCACUACGAUCGGCGCUCACUGCGCAUCGAGGUGACGUGCAAUCACUGCGCCAAGCGGCUGGCCUUCUUCAACAAGUGCAGCCUGCUUUUCCACGCCAGGGAACACAAGGAGAGAGGCCUGAUCAUGCAGUGCUCGCACCUGGUCAUGAAACCUGUGCCUGUCGAGCUGAUGAUCAGCCAGAAAGAACCCAAUGGUCAGUCCAUUGUCCAGCCCAAAGUGCAGCCAAAUCUAGUGAUGCCUAACAAGAAAGCAGACACAGUGCAAUACACGGGAAAUAAAUGUCCAGAAUGUCAGGCUCAGUUCAGCAGUAAAGAAGAGGUGGCUCAACAUUUCCAAGAAAUCAAACAAGCUCAAAGCACACCAUGUACGGAAUGUUCUCCUCCGAUGCUACUGCCCAACAGCUGCAGUGCAGCAGCUCAUCAGCGCAUACACCAAAGCGGCCUGCCGUAUGUCUGUCCUGAAUGUGGCGGCACGGCCAAGCAGGCGCAUUUCCAAGCACAUCUGGAUCACACUUGUUUGCACUUUUCACGCCGCAUCGGUUACAGAUGCUCCAGUUGCCUGGUGGUGUUUGGAGGCUUGAACUCGGUGAAGUCUCACAUCCAGCAGGCUCAUUGUGAUAUUUUCCACAAGUGCCCCAGCUGUCCCAUGGCUUUCAAAUCUGCACCUAGCACACAAAGUCACAUCACGACGCAGCAUCCGACGUUGACUGAGGGACAGGCUUUGUUGAUCUAUAAAUGUGUCAUGUGUGACACAGUUUUCACAAACAAGUCUUUGCUGUACGUUCACUUUGAAUCACAUUUAACCAAUCAAAAGGUUCAUGUGUACAAAUGUCCAGAGUGUACCAGACUAUUCUCUCAAAGAUAUUCCCUAAUGGACCAUUUCAAGAACCACAAGUCAUCCAAACAAGAGUUGCCCACCGUCCCAGCUUCUCCCAGUUCACAGCCGCCAGUCAAAUUAGAGAGCUCAGACGGGGAAGAUGGAAUGGAUAAAGACUCAGAGGAGGACUGUAAAGCGGAGAUGACCGAGACGGUCUCAGAGUGGAAGUGUGCUGACUGCAAAGCACGUUUCCUUGACCGGGAAGAGUACAUCAACCACAUGGCUAAACAGCAUAACAAGAUCCUGAAGAACUUCCCUUGUAAAAAAUGCGAGAGCUCCUUCACUUCAACCUCAAGUCUGAGACGACAUGUCCGCGACAAACACAAACUACUGAGUCGAGACUUCCGCUGCCAGUUCUGUACGAGCAGUAAGAAAACAUUCAGCAGCAGAAUGAUGCUGGACAAGCAUGUUCGCCUUCGACACAGCAUGGAGAUGCCGACACAGGGAGCCACUGACGAGGCAGACAGCUCCUCGGAACUCGAUGGCACUCUGAUGACCCGCCGUGGACGCAGAGCGGCUGUUAAGAAGGAACACGAAGACGAGUCUACUCCUGUGAAAAAACUACGACCCUCUUCCGCUCCAGCCCCUUACUCUCCCCCGGAGUCCGGCUUCCGCUGUGCCCCCUGCGGCUUCACCACAGAAGACCAGUCCACCUUCCUGACGCACAUCGGCCAGCAUCAAGUAGCCGCGGAGGGCGGCGCCGGGCAGCAGUGUGUGCAGUGCGGCGCCUGCUUCACUUCCACCUCCUCGCUUUCACGCCACCUUUUUAUCGCCCACAAAGUCAAAGAUGCAGUCUCUGACCAACAGCAAACUCCCGCCUGCUCCGACUCCUCGUCUCCUCUCAACAGCAGGAAGCUUGAUGAGGAUUCUCUGGGUUGUGCUGCAGCGGCAUCGCCGUCCUCGCAUACAAACACAGAGAAGGAGGACGGCGCUUUGAACUGUAAGGUGUGCGGUAAACACUUUGAGAAGGCCACCGAUCUGAACACGCACUUCAGAACUCACGGGAUGGCUUUUAUCAACGCAAGAAAACCAACCUAGACUGUGAGUAACUCUCAACAAAGUGCCUUAUUUAUUGAUGAUUUCUGGCUGAGCUCAAUUUCAACCAAAUAUUGCACACUCAGUUUCUAUGUAAACAAUCAGAGAUGUUGGCUUUAACCCAAAACAAGACACUCUGGAUCUGAAACAUUUUUGGGCGAUACGGGAAAUGUUGGUAUCGAUUUGAUACCAAGUAAAUCCAGGGCCGGUGAUGCUGGUGCAAGUUUUUAAUCAAAAUGUUUUAUUUAAUGAUUUUGUGUUACAUUUUAUGAUCACGAUUAUAAUCAUUUUAAAGAAAUGAUACAGAUUUUAGGCAAACAACAAAUUUUAUCUACACACUUAUUUGUGAGCAGUUAAACAAUGUAUAAACUACUGCUAUUACUUGUCUUAAUCAGAUUAAUCACACACUUUUGGAUCCUGAUUAGUCCUGUUUAAUCUCUGUAAAUCCUCUGCUUGCAAAAUUAAAAAUUAACUCUAAAAAGACCCCAAUAUUUUGACACGAAUGCAAUUUUAUUAUCAGGAUUUCUCACACAAACAUAUAAAAAAAUGUUUUUCUUGAAUGUGCGUCAAAACCUGAGUAUAAUCUCAAAUCCCAUCAGAGUGUGUUUUGAAGCUAACAUUUUCCCAAAGCACACCAGUCUGUUUCCUCAAUCAUCUUUGCACUAACGUAUGCAUUGACCUGAUCACUGACCGUAUAACAACUUAAGCUCUCUUUCAGGUAACCAUUCACAGUUAAAGUAAAAGAAGCAUGUGCAGUCAAAAAAUUGGGUGAAUAAUCUGUGUUGAUACAUUAUAAAUGUGAUAAUUUUUUUAAAUUAAUUACAUGUGUUAACUCUUUGAAUUUGACAGCUCUAAUAUAAACACAAUAUAAGACAACAUAAUACAAUUUUCUCCAUUUAUUACAUACAAUUGUUGGAAAGCACACAUUUUUAAUGGCUUUUCUUUUUCAAAGCCUUGGCUUUUUGCCCCCAAAUCCCUCCUCUGUUCAAAAACAUAUUCCCUGAGUUUGUAAAUAAUAUACCAACAGCAAAAAAUUUUAACAUAUUAAAAAAAAACAAAGAAAGUGAAAAAUCUCAAUCUCAUCACACUAGUAUCGAUCCGAUUCCUUAUACUACCCUCGGGAGAAAACUGGAUGCAUAAUAUGCCUUGUUAAAAGUGAACUUAAAGGGUUUCAAAUCGACUGAUUAUGAUGACAAAGUACUGAGAUACAAUAUUACUGGAAUAUUAGAUUUAGCAGUACGGCCACUAAAUAUGGGCCCUAAACAGAAUUUUUUGUAGGCCCCUAUUUCUAAUACACACUGAUUUCACAAUUUUUUAAAAAAUAAUGUGAACUAAUUUUUUGAAUUUUUUAAUCAAACUUAAAUAUAAUUUGAUGCAUGUUUUGUACUAAAACAAAUUCACUGGAAAUAAUUUAUGCAAUGUAUUUUAUUAGUGCAAAAAACUAUUUUAACAUCAAGAAAAAAUACAUUUAUAAACCUUCCAAAAUUGUAUUUCAUCGGUACUCGAACCUAGAUACCUCAACUUUACAAGACAAGCAUUAGGGCUAUGCUUCACAGGAGCCAGUGUAAAUAUGAGGGAAAUGUUGCCAAUAUGUUCCUGUCCAAAACAUAGCAGCAGGCAGUCAGGAAUAGGUUUGCGGUAAAAUGUCAUAUGAAGUGCCCUGUCAUUCAGUAAUUGACAUACUGUAUCUAUCACAUGCACUUCUUCGUGCAUGUUCUGUGUUUGGGCGAGAGGCUUCUGUUUCGCACAGUAGCUUUGAAGAAUGCAUCGGGUCUGUCACCCAUAGAAUAAAAAGAAACCGCUAAACUAGCUAGUAUAACUGUGAAGGUGACUGUUAAAAAAUGUUUCCGUUAGACUUUGAGACUGUUCAACAGAUAAAUGUUCUCUUCUCCCUCUC